Molecule: messenger RNA, 1743 nt
Organism: Alternaria novae-zelandiae
Lineage: Eukaryota; Fungi; Ascomycota; Dothideomycetes; Pleosporales; Pleosporaceae
Exons: 3
Coding region: 1-1743 (580 amino acids)
Source: RefSeq, a predicted model, not a curated record
AUGACCUUCGGCUCGGCACAGAUCUUAGCAUACUUGAAGAUGCGCAAGACCAAACCGACCAAGAAGUCGACCGAGAAAUCCACCACCACCACACCCUCCGAAAAACCCGAAGUCCCAGAAACCCAACAGAACUUCGUACGUGUCUACCCUUCCUCAGCACCACCCCGGUAUACUAACCGUCCCAUCGGCUCCUCCAGGUUCCGGGAAAGGCUCAGCUUGGAUAUGACGGCUCCGAAGAACUCUGCUGAGCAAGAGCAACCGCGACGCUUGAUGGAAAGUAUGGCUAUGGUGCCUGAGACCACUGUGGAGGAGCAUAGGCGAGAUGAUCGCCAGGCUUGUGUACCCCAGGUCAAGGAAGUCGUCUCCAGUGUGUCCAAUCUCAUCAAGAGUGCUGUGGAGGUUGUUAGGCUGCGUUCACGGACGCCUUCGCCUUCGCCAUCAUCGAUUGGUGACUCUGUCAGCGACGAAGAGCCUUUUUCUGUACUUGCCAAACUGGCUGGGAUGGACAAGCGGUCGAUGCCGCGGCCGCCUCCUCCGGCUGCGGUAUAUCUUCAACGCUCCAACGCUGUUCGGUACCGGAAUCGUCCACGGCCGCAGUCGCGGGAUCAGCAAGAUGAUAUGCUUUGUUAUCACCCUGGUGGUGAGGCAGAUGCGUAUUACUUGCAAGAUGGCGGAUACGGAUACGGGAGACCUGGACGCCAUUCACAUUCCGUACCCCCGAACCUUGCUACAAACACCGAUUCACAGCAAUGGGAAGGUGCGAGCGUCAAAGGUAGCCCGCAGUACCAUUCUUACGCCGACAUGGUAGACUCUGGAUCCCAUCCGCGUCUGCGUGUCAUGAAUCGUAGUAGCACAGAUUCUUCUCCACAGUCGUCGCUAUCAUCAAGCGAAGGGUCCUUUGCUAACGAGGACACGAACUUCCGCGCACAGCUCGCAGCUUCAGCAUCAUUGUGCUACCGGACUGAUAUUGAUAUUCCAGACGACGCCUCGGUUUCAUCAUCAUCGUCGUGGCCGGACUACCCGGAAUAUCACGUCGAUGGACAAGACGACGUACAAGAAGACAUGUCAGAAGCAUUCCGAGCAGCUCGGCGUUUCUUUUCAGAUGAAUGGUCAGUCGAAGAGGCUGUUCCGGCGAAAUCUCGUUUUUCGCUUUGCUCAUCCUCGGACAGUGUACCAGAAGCGGUUUCAGCAUCUCGACGUUUCUCCCUUGAAAGCUCCUUGAUUGAAGAGCCAGUGCCAGCUGAGUCCCGUUUUCUCUUGUCCACCGUCUCGGACAGCGGUUCCGGAGACCUUGGGGUUGAGCGUUGGUGGGCUACUAAUACGCGUCACGUCGAUGACAACAGCUCGGCAGACGCUGAUGACGAAGGAGAUGAAGAAAACAAUUCGUCUUUUCCGUACUAUGGUAGCGAUGGAACUUCAGAGAGUAACCUUACAGAUGACGAUAUGGCUUUCUACGAAGGACUCUACGAGCAACCAGAUCCAGAGAACGACACCGGACCGAUCGAUCAAUCGCAGUUCGCAGACUUCGACGGAGAUUUCACGGGCACUCCUUCGCUUACCAACGAUACCUCGCCGGAGAACUCCUCCAGGAGUGAGUCUGGUAGCGGAAGGGUGUUGAGGGUUGUUAACCAGACUUCCCCUCAAGAUGGCGCCGGGUCCGAAAACGACGACUGCUCGAGUGACAGCGAAUCCAAUGACGAACUUCCGCAACGUGGUCGAAGUAGAACUAGAAGGGGCCAAUAG